AUGAGUAAUGCAAACAAUAGUGCUAUGAACCACGUCACAUUGCCUCCCAUCUCGUCAUUCGACAACCUUAUCAAGGCAGCCGAGAGGCAAUACAACGGAGAGGCCUCGUCCGCUUCAACGCAUCCGGUUCUGCCUAACAUGAACAUAAGCAACGGCAGUGCGGGUGCAUCAUCAUCAAUGCUGAGCUAUCAGUUGCUUCCGCACUCCAACGACGUGUCUCGAUCGAACUCCAGCUCGAGCUUUCUUCCUUCCGUGCAACAGCCUGUAGAAGGGUCGGCUUCCACAUCGGAGACUUCUUCCUCUGCAUCGCCCUCACGUUCCAUUUCACCAAUCUUGAAGAUGGCAGCACCUUCAUCGGUCGGCAGUGCCGGGGCUAACACUUCCCAUAGCACGAAAAUUAAUAAGCCAAGAAAGAAGAAGCAAUGUCCGAUUUGCCGUAAUUUCUAUGCCAAUCUAACCACUCACAAAGCAACACACUUGACACCGGAGGACAGGCCUCACAAGUGUCCUAUCUGCCACCGCGGAUUUGCCAGAAAUAAUGACUUAUUGAGGCAUAAGAAAAGGCAUUGGAAGGAUGAAAUACUGUCCCAAUCGGGAGCACUUUCAAGCCCUAGGGAAGGUAAAAGCGGGUCUGUUUCCCCUAAUGAUGACGAUGCCCAUGAAAAAAUGACGCCAAUGAACUCUGUGACAGAUUAUGCGCAAUUGAAGUCGUUGCAUCAGAUCAAGGGUACGUUUAAAUGCCCAUUUAAUUCCACUUUGAUUCAACUGGAUAUGGAUAUGUAUCCGUAUAAACUGAAACCCCUAAAUUUUGAAACCUCAAACUGCCAUCAAACAGGAGUGUUUUCACGUUGCGAUACCUUCAAAAACCAUUUAAAGGCUUUGCAUUUCGAGUACCCACCAGGGACGAAGAAAAAGGAUAGAAAUGUUGUUCCUGGUAGAUGUAAGCAUUGCGGUCUAAAAUUUGAAAAUGUAGAUGUUUGGCUCAACGAACACGUAGGUAAACAAUGUGGCUACAAAUAUCAUUGA
This is a messenger RNA of Saccharomyces mikatae IFO 1815, 1026 nucleotides long. It is a transcript of the gene STP3, whose product is annotated as Stp3p. Gene Ontology annotation, biological process: regulation of transcription by RNA polymerase II. The record is from RefSeq and is a predicted model, not a curated record. The transcript has a single exon. Lineage: Eukaryota; Fungi; Ascomycota; Saccharomycetes; Saccharomycetales; Saccharomycetaceae. Bases 1 to 1026 code for a protein of 341 amino acids. Gene Ontology annotation, cellular component: nucleus. Gene Ontology annotation, molecular function: DNA-binding transcription factor activity, RNA polymerase II-specific; RNA polymerase II cis-regulatory region sequence-specific DNA binding.